Messenger RNA from Nothobranchius furzeri (turquoise killifish), 7064 nucleotides. RefSeq names its product SKI2 subunit of superkiller complex (gene skic2). Gene Ontology annotation, molecular function: RNA helicase activity; RNA binding; ATP binding. Gene Ontology annotation, biological process: nuclear-transcribed mRNA catabolic process, 3'-5' exonucleolytic nonsense-mediated decay. The record is from RefSeq and is a predicted model, not a curated record. NCBI's taxonomy places the organism in Eukaryota, Metazoa, Chordata, Actinopteri, Cyprinodontiformes, Nothobranchiidae. Gene Ontology annotation, cellular component: Ski complex.
CGAAAAUUUUAAAACUAAUAAUACAGGAAUAAUUUGUUAACUCAUAUUAAACACAUUUUAAAUUAUUCACAACUAUUUAUUUUUACGUUUGACAUUUUUCCUCCGUUGAUGCUAGCUGAUGUUGCUACCUACUUCCGCUUUACGAUGUCAACUUCCGGAGCGACAGCAGGAGCUUCAUAGUGCCAACUUUCAGUUUACAGCCACUAAAUUAUGGACAGAAUACAUGUGCCCCCUGUGGGCCCUAUGGACCUUCCUCUGUCUCUGCUGGAGAUGGGAUGCUCUGGCAGGUUUGAACUCAUCACAUACCCAGUUCCUGGCCAACCUUUACCUCCCCAGAGCACAGUUACUUCCCCAUGGGCUUCCUCCCACCAGCCUGAACCUGGAGACCGAAGUAGAGAAACGUUUUCUACGCGACCCUUCCUGGCUUCCCCUUCAUGACACAGACUUUGCGUUUCAGAAGUUCAUGAAAGUGAGUCAAAGGAAGCCUGAUGUGGACUCUUUGCUCAACUGUACUCCGUCUCCUCUUCACUCUGGGAUCUCUGUCAUCAGAGACCCAACCACUGGGAUGCUGCUGGAUUUCACAGAGGUUUUACAGGAAAACAUGGGCCUUUCAGCAAAAAACUCUCUGUCACUUCAGCGCCAGCCUGGGCCUCCAUCAGAGAGCCUCAGAGGAAGCAACACUAACUACCCCUUCCUCCCUGGAGGGAUGGAGGAGCUGACUCUGGAGCAGAUUAAGAAGAAUUCUGAGCUGGAGGAGGAGAUAGACUUUGAGAACGAUUUACUGAAAGUCCCUCCUGGAUUUAAAGCUGGAAUGGAUUUCACAAACAAAGAUGCAAAAGUAGCAAAGUCCGAGGUGAACCUCAUGUCUCUGCUGUCGACUUUGGAUGAAAUUUCUAAUCUGCAGCCAGACACAGAGGAGAAAGAGGGAGACAAACAAACAGAAGAAGCCGUUAAAUUACCCAGAACUAACAGUCUUGAAGACUUGGGCAUCAAGGAUGCUACACCGUCCUCAAUCCCCUCAGAAGCAGGAAAUAAGGACAAACAGAACCCAGAGGAGAAGAAGAAGUGGGCCAUUCCCGUGGACAUAACAUCCCCCUGCCAGGAUUUCUACAAACGCAUCCCCAGCCCAGCGUUCAAGUGGCCCUUUGAGCUGGACACUUUCCAGAAACAGGCCGUGCUGAAGCUGGAGGCUCACGAGUCUGUGUUUGUAGCGGCGCACACGUCAGCUGGCAAAACCGUGGUGGCCGAGUACGCUAUCGCUCUGUCACAGAAGCAUAUGACAAGAACCAUCUACACGUCUCCCAUCAAGGCUCUGUCCAAUCAGAAGUUCAGAGACUUUAAAACCACCUUUGGUGAUGUCGGACUCCUGACGGGGGACGUCCAGCUCAGUCCUGAGUCCUCUUGUCUCAUCAUGACCACCGAGAUCCUCCGGUCGAUGCUUUACAACGGCUCAGAGGUCAUCAGAGAUUUGGAGUGGGUGAUCUUCGAUGAGGUUCACUACAUCAACGACGCUGAUCGAGGAGUCGUGUGGGAGGAGGUGCUGAUCAUGCUCCCCGACCACGUCAGCAUCAUUCUCCUGAGCGCCACGGUGCCCAACGCGCUGGAGUUCAGCGAGUGGAUUGGUCGCAUCAAGAAGAGACAUAUUUACGUGAUCAGCACCAUGAAGAGGCCCGUUCCUUUGGAGCACUACCUGUACACUGGGAACAGCACCAAGACGCAGAAGGAGCUGUUCCUGCUGCUGGACGCUGCUGGGAACUUCCUCACUAAGGGGUACUACUCAGCUGUGGAUGCAAAGAAGGAGCGCACCAGCAAACACGCUCAGUCUUUUGGUGCAAAAAGUUCUUCUAAAGCCACGUCGGCCAGUCAGGACAGAGCGGUGUGGCUCACCCUCCUGCACUUCCUGUCCCAGCGGCAGCAGACCCCAGUGGUGGCCUUCACCUUCUCUAGGACCCGGUGUGAUGAGAACGCCCGCUCGCUGGAGUCCAUGGACCUCACCACGUCUGUAGAGAAGGCGGAGAUCCACUCCUUCUUCCAGAAGAGCCUGAGCCGUCUUCGAGGAGGCGACAGGCAGCUGCCGCAGAUUUUGCUCAUGAGGGACCUCCUAAAGAGAGGCGUCGCCGUUCAUCACAGUGGAAUUCUGCCCAUCCUGAAGGAGGUCAUCGAGAUGCUCUUCUCACGCGGUCUCGUUAAGGUGCUGUUCGCCACCGAGACGUUUGCGAUGGGAGUGAACAUGCCCGCCAGGACCGUGGUGUUCGACAGCAUCAGGAAACACGACGGCACCGGCUUCAGAAACCUGCUGCCGGGUGAAUAUAUUCAGAUGGCGGGCAGAGCAGGUAGGAGAGGUCUUGACGCCACAGGAACGGUGAUCAUUCUGUGUAAAUCAGGUGUUCAUGACAUGGCUGAGCUCCACGCCAUGAUGAUGGGUAAACCAACCAUCCUCCAGUCCCAGUUCCGGCUGACCUACACCAUGAUCCUGAACCUGCUGCGAGUCGAAGCUCUCCGCGUGACGGACAUGAUGAGGAGGAGCUUCUCAGAAAGCCACAGAGACACUCAGGCUCACGAGAAGAAGAUCAGCCAGCUGAAGAAGUCGUUGGCGUCUCUGCCUCCUCAGGACGCAGAGGGACAGCUGUCGGACAUUUUGCCGUAUUACCACACGGUGACGGAGCUGAGGACCACUACAGAAGCCAUCCAGCGAGCCAUCCUGGACUCUGUGAACGGACUGAAAGCUCUGUCUGUAGGUCGAGUCGUAAUCGUCAACAACAAACAGCAUCUCAACGCGCUGGGAGUCAUUCUGCAGGUGUCCAACGACGCAGUGAACCGCUCCUUCACAGCUCUCAUCAUCUGUGAGAAGGGCAACGAGGAAGGAGAAGGGAAAGGCAGCGGCGGCACAGCCUUCCCGCACCGCUACAGCACGGCUCUGUUCAUACCUGAAGGUCCGUGCAGCCACACGGUGCAGAAGUUAAAGCUGCAGGACAUUUCCGGCAUCACUGUGAAAACCCUCAAAGUGAUUCCUGACAGGAUCAUCGACAACUUCAGCAAACGGCAGCAACCACGAUUCAGGAGUGACCCUCCUGGCCAGGCCAUCUCCACGGCGACGCAGGAGCUGCUACAAUUGGCUGAGGCAAACCCUGGAGGAAUAGCGACCCUUGACCCCGUUAACGACCUCCAGCUGAAGAGCGUGGAGGUGGUGGAGGACUGCAUGAGGCUCCGAGUGCUGCAGGCGAGCCUGAAGGAUUUCAGCUGCACCCACUCGCCCACCUUUGCAGAGCAGUUUGCUCGUAUAAGAGAGAGGAUGAGUGUGCAGGAGGAGUUGGACCGGCUCCUGUUCCUGGUGUCGGAUCAGUCCCUGACUCUGCUGCCCGAGUACCACCAGAGGAUCCAGGUCCUGCAGUCGCUGCAGUACGUGGACGGCAGCGGCGCGGUGCAGCUGAAGGGCCGCGUGGCCUGUCAGAUCAGCAGCCACGAGCUGCUGCUGACCGAGCUGCUGUUCGAGAACGUCCUGAGCCCGCUGGCGCCAGAGGAGAGCGCCGCCCUGCUGUCCUGCCUGGUCUUCACCCAGAACACGCAGGUGGAGCCGCACAUCACCAGCACGCUGAAGGAGGGCAUCGAUCGCGUGCUGUCAGUGGCUCAGCGGAUCGGAGAGCUGCAGAGGGACUGUGGGAUACCGCAGACAGCGGAGGAGUUCAUCGCACAGUUCAAGUUCGGCCUGACGGAGGUGGUGUACUGCUGGGCCCGGGGCAUGCCGUUUGCUGAGAUCGCCCUGCUGACAGACGUCCAGGAGGGGACGGUGGUCCGCUGCAUCCAGAGGCUGGACGAGGUGCUGAAGGAAGUGCGACAGGCCGCCCGCAUCGUGGGAGACUCCGUCCUGGGGAGCAAGAUGGAGCAGGCCUCGCUGUCCAUCCGCAGGGACAUCGUCUUCACUGCCUCGCUCUACACCCACUGAGGGCUUUCCACAGCAACGAUGAAGAUGCUGGUGGACGUGAAAGUGCCUCUGUGUGUGAGAGGUGUGAAGAGUAAUGCACACGAGGGAGGUGGAUGUUCAGUUCUGUAUGUGCCUACUGAGAAAUGUGUUUACAUGAGCAUUCUUGAGUUUAACCAACAGACCAAAGUACAGACUGUGAAAAACAGAUUUAAACUGUAAUUUAUUGUACGAUAAUAAACUCCCGACUCCAAAAGAACAGUAGUGGUUACACCGAAAAUGACAACGUGGACCAAUCAUCAGGGUUCCGGUGUUUUUGUGCUUGGUGGUUGAAGAUGAGACCGAGCAAAAUGUUCAGCAUCGCUAGCAUGUCUUCCAUUGCUAGCUUAGAGGUGUGUGUUUCUGUGUACACAUCACGUUUCUCUACUUUUCGGAUUCUGGGGCCGCCCUGCUAUGAUGAGCCCACCCACUUUCUCUAUUACAGUAACGGUAAACCCCUCAAAUCAGAGUUAGGGUUAAAGGCCAAGUUCACUGUUGUUAUUUUUUAAAUAAGAUCAGCCACUCUAAGGCCUAGUCCACACGUAGCCGUUUUUUUUUUUAAACGGAUAUCCGCCCCUCCAAAAACUUGCAUCCACACCACCUCGUUUAAAAAAAAACUGUCCACACGUACCCGGAUAAAUACGUUGUUAAGGACAUGCCAGACCUGUAGGCGGCAGUACUUCCCCCGUUCUUAACCUCGUCCUUCGUCUGUGGUCUUCCGCAAGGAGCAGUAAUUCCGCUUGCAACAACAAACAAGCAAAAAGCGCUCGGACGAUUGAUAAAGCGAGCGCAGCUCUGAGGGCAUCCAUGCUGUCGGCUAGUGUAAACACAGGUCGCACACGUGAUGUCAGCAUUUAUUUGUCGCGGAAAGUGACGAUGCGGACCUUAAAACUCCGGUUUUGUCUGUCCACACGCAGACACCCAAAACGGAGAAAACGCAGAUCUUCACUUUGGCCGGAGUUUUAAAAAAACUCCGUUUUCGUGUGGAUGACAGGCCAAAACGUAGAAAAAUAUCUACGUUUUGGCAGAUCCCCGGCUACGUUUGGACAGGGCCAAAGUUUAACGUGCAGGCUUAACGUGAAAAUGUUCUUCUACCUAAUUUCCUAAAUUAGCCGCCGAUAGAAGAUAGACGAGGAAAUGCUUGGUUUAGAAAAGCCAGCCAAAUACAAGUCACAUUGUAAAAUAAAAUUCAUGGACUCACCCAUCUUGGCUUGUGAUGAGGAAGGCUGUUGUUUAUGGAUCUAGGAUUGGGACAAUAUUACAUGUAACUUGUAGUAAGUUUUGUUACUUGUAACAUGUUUUUGUUUUGUAGCAUGUUAAUCUCAUUUUGUAACAUGUAAUUCUUGCUUUGUAACACAACUUUUGUUUUGUAACACCUAACUGUUGGUACGUAACUUUAAUUUUGUAUCUUGCAGAAAAAAAAUCAAUGUACACAUUUCAAAUCACAGCUCUCAAAAAACACACAUCUCACUCUAUAGUUACAAAACUACAAGUACCGGUACAAAAUAUAUUGUCCCAAUUCUAGCUUCCUUCCCAAAGAACCAAUGACAGGCUUUGUCUGAUCAGCCAAUCAAGAGUCUUGGAUUCCUGUCCAGUCAUGGCAAGAGGGCAGAGGUCUGUUGUGCUGUCACAUCCAGACUUGCUUAAGAUUUCCCUCUUUAACAGUAAAUCACAAACAAAGUUUUAUGGAACCUGAUAUUAGUCUAGAAUAAUCUAGUCCAGGUUUGAAGAAUCUAGGUGUUGUAGUUUUAUAAUAGUUGUAAACUAAAGAGGCUUUGGGCGAGGAAAUUUUGAGUGGAAUUGCCCUUUGCAAAGCAGGAACCAGAAAUUGGAACCAACUUCAGCUUUGUGAGAACUUGACAGCGGCCGUGUUCAAGAUGAGCCAGUUCUGCGCAGAUUAGAUCACCGGUGAUCGGCGGGCAGUGCAUGCCGGUUAGAUUUGUGUCCGACUCGACGCCGACUUGCUCUGACGCCAUGCAUACGUAGGCAACGAUAACCUCGUGAGAUCAAGGCGGCCGCAGAUUUUGGAUCAAGGCGCUGCAGUUGCUCUCCACCAGCUGCAGAACCAUAGGGGAUGACGGGAAACGCCUGGCUCUCACCUGAUCUAAGAUCUGUUUGGUUCAUAUUUUGAUCCAAACAUCCGGUGGUAGAACAUGAAAUGCUAGUUGGUCACAUGUAUUCUGUAAAUCAUGUUACGUUGAUGAUGACAACUAUAUUAGGGGCAGCAGUAGCUCAACAGGUAGAGUGGGUUGUCCAGUAAUUGGAAGGUUGCAGGUUCGAUCCCGGCUCCGGACAGAGAAUUCUCCUGUUGUGUCCUUGGUCAAGACAUUUAACCCACCUUGCCUGCUGGUGGUGGUCGGAGGGACCGGUGGCGCCUGUGCUCGGCAGCCUCGCCUCUGUCAGUGCGCCCCAGGGCAGCUGUGGCUACAUCGUAGCUCCUCACCAUCAGUGUGUGAAUGUGUGUCUGUGAAUGGAUGAAUGAUACACUGUAGUGUAAAGCGCUUUGGAGUCCUUACUCUGAGAGGCGCUGUACAAGUGCGGGUCAUUUAUCAUUUUAUAUAGGCUAUAAAGAGAAAUGUGUUUAGUUUUCUUUUGUCACGUUUCCUAUGAGCACACUAAACCUACAGCUGAUAACCUUCACUUAUUAUUACAGUCGUGAACGCUAACGCGAUAUCUUCAUCCAUCGUCACCCGCGAGCUACACAUGCAGGAAAUUGUGUCCGACUUAAACGCCGGCAUUCAGCCACUCCCCCUGCUGCUUCCAUCUGCUCUCGUCUGUUUUCCAGGCGAGGCGCUGCUCAACUCGAACACGGCCUAAGUUAGGUUGUUGUGAGCAGACCAGUAGCCAACACCCACUGACCUCUGCCCACCUCUACACCCGCUAUGAUUGAACAGAAAUCUGAGACUUAUGAUUGGCUUAUAAGACAAAGCCUUUCAUUGGUUCUUUUGGAAGCGAACCAGAAUUGGGACAAAAUGUUUUGUACUUGUAGAUUUGAGUUUUGUAACUGUAGACUGAGAUUUGUGUUUUGAAAGUUGCGAUUUGAAACUUGUACAUUGAUUUUUUUUCUGCAAGUUACAAAAUUAAAGUUUCAUGUUACAAAAUAAAA